Rubroshorea leprosula is the source of this 1788-nucleotide messenger RNA. NCBI's taxonomy places the organism in Eukaryota, Viridiplantae, Streptophyta, Magnoliopsida, Malvales, Dipterocarpaceae. The record is from the annotation of a GenBank genome assembly.
AGAGGGGGUUAGAGUUAGAAUUGGAGUGUUCUAUGCCUUGUGAAAGAAAAGAGAGUUUUGAAAAUCCUUAGAGUUAAGUGUGAAGUGUGUAACAUAUUAAAUGUGCAACUCAUAUUCUGGAAAUGACAGAAGAGUUUGCAGAGAAGAACCUGGAAAAUCGAGCUGAAGUUUAUUUGAAGGACAUGGUGCUUCCGAAUAUAUCAAAUUCAAUAUCUGUUCUCCACCAGUAUGAGAGCCUUCUGCUUGUAUCCGAAGAGAUCAAUCUGGUUAACAGACUUAUCAAUGCAAUUGCAAAUAAUGCAUGCAAAGAGCAGCUCACCUCUGGUUUAUUGAAACUUGACCACAAUUUUCCAGGAAAAUUUGUGCCAAACAUGGAACCAGAAACACCCUCAGAUUGGUGGGGAAAGUCUCUCAUUGUGCUUAAUCUUGAUUUCUUCCAAAGAGCUCUUCCUACAGUGAAGUCAAAAGGCCUAAAACAGGAUAUGAUCAACAAAAUUCUGAUAAACUAUGCUCAUAAUUCUCUUCAAGGCCUUGUUAUGAGAGAUCCUCACUUGGUUAAAGGAGGUCUGCAGGAUUUGGAGCAGCAAAGGAAGCAAAGAGUCAUUGUUGAAGCAAUAAUAAGGUUACUUCUGACUCAAUACAAGAAGAGUCCGGUACCAAUGGCGUUUCUCUCAAGUUUGUUGAAAAAUGCAAUAGCAUCCUCCGCAUCCACUUGUUGCAGAUCCGAUCUGAAAGGGCGGAUCAGCCUGCAACUCGACCAAGCAAUUCUUGAAGACAUCUUGAUUCCUUUGAAUUCACACGGAAACAGUCAUUCAAGCAUGUAUAACACAGAUUCGAUCCUCAGGAUCUUCUCCAUAUUUCUGAAUCUUGAUGAAGAUGAUGAUGAAGAUAAUCCUUUGAGAGAUGAAAGUGAAAUGGUGUAUGAUUUCGACAGUCCUGGAUCUCCAAAACAGAGUUCAAUUCUCAAAGUAUCGAAGUUAUUGGAUAAUUACCUUGCAGAAGUGGCGUUAGAUUCAAAUUUGUUACCAUCGAAAUUCAUCGAACUUGCAGAAUUGCUUCCGAAUCAUGCUCGAAUCAUCAGCGAUGGAUUAUACAGAGCUGUAGAUAUCUUCCUCAAGGCUCAUCCAAACAUAAAGGAUUCAGAACGUGUUGUACUUCGAGAAAAUUCGUCUCGGGAACACGAUGAACAACGGCCACAACCAGUUCUUCUUCGACGUAAUCAACGGCCAGUUUCCUCAGCGAUCGAGCAGCGGAGCGGUGCAAUCUCUCUGAGAGACAACUACGCGUCGGUGAGGAGAGAGAACCGGGAGCUGAAGCUAGAAGUGGCGUGGAUGAGGAUGAGGCUAACGGAUCUGGAAAAAGACCACGUAUCAAUGAAACAGGAGCUGGUGCGCUCCCAUCCCGCCAACAAGCUAUUCAAAUCAUUCACUAAGAAACUGAGCAAGCCAAACGCCCUGUUCAGGCUCAACAACCUGAAGCCAAUCAACGGCAAGGCGAACUUAGAUUCCCGAUUCCCGUUCCAGAAACGACAGUGACACUCGAUGUCGUGAACUCGUGAUGAUUUGACGAGGAUGGUCAUGUGUAAAGAGAUAGAGAGCGUGUGUGUGAUUUGUUUAGUAGUAAUGUGUAGUGUGAUAAUUAAUUAAUUUUCGUAGGUUAAUUUUUGAAUGUGGUUUUAUUUCUGAUCAUGUUUGUGUUGGGAGAUCACUACCAACAAUUUGGUGAAAACAUGUUGUUCUAUAUGCUUGAGAUUUUGUGUGAUAUUUCAAAUAUAAGCAAGUUUGGGUU